CACUCUGGACCUGUGGUACCCCCAAACAUGGCAGCGUACUCUCGUCAUCAGCAUUCAUCAGUCCUCAUUGGGUUGCAUUGCAUUGCAGGGUUUUAGCAGCAGUCAUUUUCCACGGCAACAACGCAGGAGAAAGAGAGAGGGAAAGAAAGAAGAAGACGAAGAGGAUCAAUCAAGUAGAGAGAGGGAGAGAAUAAGAGAGUAAAAGAUGGGAAGCAGAUUAGGGAGAAGAGUAGUCCAGUUUGCAAAUCUCCCAAUCAAGCUUCUCAUGCCCACAUCUUUCACCAACAUCACAGAAAUCGCCCUCAAAACAAUCCCUUCUGCUUCCAAGAUUGAAAUCAAGAGGGUUUUGGAGUCUCUUUACGGGUUUGAGGUCGACAAGGUCAGAACCCUAAACAGGGAGGGCAAGAAGAAGAAGAGAGGCGGCUUGUUGAUCGCGAAACCCGACUACAAGAAGGCCUAUGUUACUCUCAGGAGCCCCUUGUCGAUUUCGCCGGACCUGUACCCGAUUCGUGUGAUCGAAGAGGACAAGAGGGCCUUGGCCAAGGAGUCCAAAUCCAAGUCCAAGUCGAGUAUCGUCGAGGAAGGCGAAGCCAGGUCGCAUUGGCUUGACAGCAAGGACGGCAACGCCGGCCGGUUCAUGCCUGAGAAGAGUUCCGGCAGUGGCGGUCGGGGACGGGCCGCCAAUCGCAGCGGGGAUGGAUCCGCGAAGUUCCCCUGGAGCAGCAUGCGGUCUUCUAGGAGCCAAUAAUUUCUGGUUUCAACAACUUGGCCUUUAUUGCCGUCAUGAUCCUCAUGAAAUGAUCAAUGCGAAGUGUUGUCACAUCAUCAAACCACCAGCUCUCUUCAUCAAUUAUUUCUCCAGGUUUUGAACUUUCUUUGUAAA
Diospyros lotus (date-plum) is the source of this 883-nucleotide messenger RNA. RefSeq lists its product as uncharacterized. Gene Ontology annotation, cellular component: mitochondrial large ribosomal subunit; ribosome. Lineage: Eukaryota; Viridiplantae; Streptophyta; Magnoliopsida; Ericales; Ebenaceae. The record is from RefSeq and is a predicted model, not a curated record. Gene Ontology annotation, biological process: mitochondrial translation. Gene Ontology annotation, molecular function: structural constituent of ribosome. The coding region runs from base 206 to 748 and encodes 180 amino acids. The transcript has 3 exons.